GCAACCCCACUGGAGCUCCCGCCGGUUCGCAAAUGCACCGCGCAUGCGUCGAAAUUGCGCCAAUUUCGCGGGCAGCGGCCUCUGCCGGCAGUACCAGUCCGCAGGCACCCAGGGGCAGAGGCGGUGCGUCGCGUCGCUGCAACUGCACGGGAUGGCACUAAUUUUGAAAAUGUCAUAGUUCGAAAAUGGAACGGCGUGGUUACCGAUCGUCGUUUGCCAGGCUUAGCUAACCUGAGUGUUGUGUUUAGGUUAAGUUUCGGUGUUUAAGAAGAUAAGUUGGAAUAGUUUGAGGUUUUUAGUAGUUACGUAUGCGAGUGCAGUGUGGCAGAACAUAACCUUGACACGUUUCCCGCGCGAAGUUGCUUCUUGUUUUCAGUUGCACUUCAGUAAAAGCGAGAGCCUUAUAAUUAACAUCAACUUUCCCCUAAUAAACUGUACAUAUAAACCGGUAAUUUAUAGAUCUGAGCAGUUAUGUGUGGCGUAGGUUUAAAUAAUAUCGUAAAUCUAAAGUAGUAACUGUAGAAUGUUGCAAAAUUAUAUGGCAAAAUGACAUUUUUGUGACCUAUUCUAAGAAGAAAGCGGUGCGGUUCUGCCAAAAUGAGAAUUUAUAAAGAAUACCACAUCGCUAUCAAAAUCGUCUUCAUCAUUACAAUCAAACUGACUGACUGCGACGUCGUCACCGAGACUCCAAAUGGCAUCAUCACCGGAUUUCAAAGAGACUCGUACUCCAUAAAAGACAUUCCAGAACCAGAGAGCUUGCCCGUACUAACGGGUAACGACACGAGGUGUCGUAUCUCAGAGUAUCAAUGUACUAAUAAGAAAUGCAUACCGAUAAACCGAUUCUGCGACGGUAGUAACGACUGUGGGGAUUCGUCGGAUGAACCUAGGCACUGCACACGUUGCAACAAGACUUACUACGGGGACAUUGGCCGUACGUACGAGUUGGAGCUCCAUCGGCCGCGUGAGGACCUGGUACCAUACGUGUGUCUGCUUACCAUCACAGCGCCUGGAGGCGUGCAUGGGGAUUUGGUUCAAGUGUUAUUCGACAGUUUCACUCUCGGUCGCUUCACAUCCUUCACAGAAGAUGGAUGUCCCGAUGGCUACAUGCAGAUCCAAGAGGCUAGUAGGCCCCAAGUCGGCGGGUCAUGGUGCGGCACCUCGUGGGGCCCGUCGAUAUACUACAGCGAAACAAAAUCCAUUACGCUAAUUAUACGCUUACUACACUUAUCAAAAGAACAGAACAAUUACAAUUUUGAUUUCCGCAUGGCGUAUAAAGUGUUAAGAAGGGAAUAUGCCACAGUACGAUUUGGAGGAACGCCUCCAUCAGAACGUCCUUUUUUCAAGCUCAGGCCUAUGCCUUAUCCCGUAAACAUAUCACGGGGUGAAGAUACGAACGUCGCUAGAACGACAAAAACCGAGUAUUACCUCGGGGAUUUGAUCUCCGGAACUUAUUGCUCGCGGAUCUUCAGCGACUGCGAUCGUAAAAACUGUAGGCUACAGUCACCAAAUUUUCCAGGCGUUUACCCCAGAAACUUGACCUGUUACUACGCUGUGCGACAACACGAAGUGCCUCAAGGAAAACACGCUUUAAUUGUGGUGAAACAGCCGAAUGGUCAGCUCGUCUCAAUUAGAAGUCAGAAGGCAUUGUACGCCGCGUCUCAACAAGAGCGCGGAAACAAUGGGCGGGAGCUGAAAGUCUGGCAACAAUGCGACGAAGUGCAAGACUAUGUUACCGUAUACGACGGUUAUACGACGAGAGAUCCUGUUAUUCUAAAGUUUUGUGGCGGCGGGGUCGCCGUCCCUGAAGCGAUAUCGAGCGGACCUGAAUUAUUAGUUGAAUUCACGACAUCACCGUUUGGAACAUUUUUGCAGCCGGCGACUUUGCAGUCACUACAUGGAUUUCAGCUGGAAGUUGAGGUUAGAUUCGUCGAUCAACAGUCACCGACAUAUGCUAAGAACAAAAGAGCUUGUGAGUUCUGGAUCAGAGGCACGGGAAGGGGGAUUUUGGAACACCCGCAGCAUUCUCUGCCACCGAACACAACAUGUCUUUAUCAUAUGCAGGGAAUUGACACAUCUGGGCCGUCAGGGCGGAACCUUAUAUACAGGAGGCCUUCAUUUUCCGCCCCUAGAUUCAGAGUAUGGUUCUCCGUAUUAAAAUUCUACGUAAUUAAUGCUCUUAAUCCCAAUUUGCCCGAAGACGAGUACUGCGGCAGUCAUUUAAAUAUUUGGGACGGUCCUAUGAGAAUAUCACCCGGAUGCAGCGAUAUUUUUUGCGACAAAGAGCGCUCAGUCCAAAUGUCCCGCGCGACAUCAGCCCAAUCGGUGAUCGUUGGUCGACCACCCACAAAUGCCACGCUCAUCGCCCGCUUCUGCCGCGAGCGAGCACCCAGGACCUGUGAGCACGCCAUCUUAAGAAGAUCCAGGACUUGCGCGCGCACAGAGAGCUUUCUGUCAAAAGGAGACUCGCUGACGUUGGAACUGAAGUUGACACAGGGAACGGCUUUGAAGCCAAUAUUCUUCAAAGCCCUGUACGAGUUCGUCGACCUCCAUCAAGACGGUGAGCCGUGGGGACGCGGUCCGUGUUCUAGAAGAUUUUCUUCCCGAUCCUUUCCUGAGGCACCCCCAGAUCCACCUGUGACGUUUUCUUCGCCUAGAGAUGUCUUUCUGUAUGGCCGUGGUGGCUCAAGAAAUAUAAGUUGCACCUACCGUUUCGAAGCCAAUCCCGGCGAGGUAAUUCGGCUCCGGGUGUGGGGCGUGCGCAGUGGUGGCCGACUUUGCCGCUCAGUUCAUUCCGCGCAUUCGCCCUGGUAUCGUUGCGCAGGAGACCCGACUGCGGCUGUCAGGAUCUUUGACAGACUGUGGAAGGACGCCGGGCCGGGGGUUCCAAGGGAUUGCUUGUGCAGUGACAUCAACGACUACGAAUUCACAUCGACCUCGACAAUCGCCGAGCUCAAAUUCGAUGUGGUAAACAUGUCCGCCGUGGACGACUUCAGGUCCUUCGGCUUCGAGGCGUCGGUGGAAUUCAUCAGGCUGGAUACGGUGUGCGAGAGCUCGCAUAAAGUGCAUGGCGCUAGUGGCGAGCUGAGACUAGCGGCUAUGCACCCGGCAUCGGAAGCGGAACACUGCGAACAUCGUCCAUGGCUAAUUGACCCAUCACCAGGCCGUUACUUGUACCUGCAGAUUCAGGGCAGCAUCAUAAAAGAACCAGAGCUAGACAACUUCACUCUUCUGAAUAACAUCACCGUGGCUCCCGACUUGCGGCAUUUGUGCAGAACGCAGAAUAGAAUAGCGGUGUAUGCUGGUGGAUUAUCGCCUAUCUUUAUUUGUCCACAACCCCCUGAAGAGCAGUGGGAGGAGGUCGUCGAGAUAUUUUCCGAAGGCUGGUCGAAAGAAGUAGAUGGUCUGGCGCGUCACGUGCUGGGCCCGCCGCCGUCGCCGGACCGCUUCGACCUGGACUGGCCGCGGUCCCUGUCGGUGGAGCUUAUUGCAGUUGAACAUGGCUCUUACUACGUGUCCUGGCUAGAACUUUCUAGAAGGCACGCCAGCGAGCGUGGCGGUGUGUUCGCCUUGUCCGGCGACUGCGAGUACCGCUGCGCUUCCCUGGACGCCUGCAUCGAGCCCGCGCUGUGGUGUGACGGCGUCGCGCAGUGCCCGCACGGGGAGGACGAGCGCCUGGCUCAGUGCUCGGCGCUGCUGCGAGUCCCGGCGCAUUACGCUGCAGCUAUGUUGGCGUUCGCGGUGCUCGCGGCCACCGCUGUGUUGGCAGUAGCGCGCAACUGCCGACGACGCCGCUCCGCGCUCCAGCAACGCCUUAAGAGCCUCUCCUCGGACACCGCCAUAUUCGACGAAAAAGAAGUGAUUUGCUGACCAAGCGAGGACUCCGUGCGAUAUGUGGAAGUAGACCGCGUCACCACCGUGUGACGUGCUUCCCGCGCGGAGUCCUUAUGGGCACAUGUUAUUUCACUUUCAAAAUCACCAGCUCUGAGGAUGGAAAUGUACUGUUGUUGAGGAACUUUGUUCGCAUGAGGGUCAGUCGAGCACACGCAAAAGAACCAAAGCAAAUUUUAAAUAUGCAUGAAAGGUUUUAUUUAUUUAGUUCCAUAAGUUGUUUUUACAGUCAUCGUAUUUAGAAAGAGCGCUAAGUUAUCAGUCAUCACAUAUUGCUGUAUUACUUAUUUUAAUUGCAUACUACAACAGUCCGAGCACACACGAAUUGAGACAGUAAAACCUUUUUUUUGUAGAUAAUUGACAUGAUUACAAGUAAUUAACACGGACGCAGCUGACAUACCUAAAUAUUUGCGUAUACUAAAUUAGUACAUGGGACAUAGCUAAGACGACAAUCGUUUGCAGAAAACGAAUCGAAACGCUUUUAUUUCCAUACAUUAUUUACGUUUAUCUUAGCGUUUCGAUUCUUUUUCUGCAAAUCUUGGAAAGGCCCCUGAAACACCUAUGUGAGAUGACCGCGUGUUGUCUUUAUAGACUCCAUCGAAUAGUAGUUAGUCUGCAAUUUAAUCUCAUUACGAUGGGUUAACGGAGCCUUUUUAUUAUUGUUAUUGGUAGGUGUGUCUACGUGUAUUUCUUCACUUUUGCGUUGUGCUACUUGCUGGUUUUUAUGUAAGUAAAAAAAAUAUUGGUAAAUCGCUAAUGCAAUAAAAGUGUUGGUUGAUAUUCUUAGAGGAUUAGACGCGAAGCGAUUAAGGUUCGACUUGUUGAUAGGAUUAAUGGUUGUGUGAAAGUGUUCGCAUUUUAAGCACUUUUCGUAUGCAGCCAAUUUAUUGGAUUAUAAAUAAUAGACGAUCUCAAUUGAUAUUUAAUAGUAUGAUAAUGGAUAGUGUUUUUAAAAUUGGAAUGUUGAGUCCUCACAGCUGGUUCAGGUCGAAAUUUUAAGACAUGUAAAUAUGAUUGGGAUUUAAAGAUGAAAAUGUUCUUACAUUUUGGACCAAGUGCAGUCGAUCGGUGUUUGUAACUUGGUAUAAAUUAUGUUAAAAAAAAAUUGUUCAAAUCCCGUAUGCUUUUUAUUUGAGCAUUUUAAGGAAGAGAAAAAAAAUAAGUCAACGAAAAUUCAUGGUACAAACCAAGAAAAGUUAUUAAAUACCGUAAACUCGUGUAACUUUAGUCCACAACUUACAACUAUGGUCCAAAUUCAAGUUCCAGUAAAAAUAUAUAAAUAUUUUUCAAAUUAUGUUGAGUAUUUCAUGGAAAAAGCAUAAGUAGGUAAAUCUAAGCCUAAAAAUAAAUGUAACGAGUAUAAAUCAAAAUGGCUCGUUAUUAAUCAACGUUAAAUACUGGACCAGGGUUCCCUGACUAUAUUUACCUGAGUUUACAGUAUUUAAAAAGUAAAAAAAUUGAUGAAAGUAUUUGUAACUCAAAAGCAAUGAAAUCACAUUUUUCAAUAACUACAUGUAUUUUAUAAAUUCAUAAAGAAAAGAAUAUGUACAAUGGUAAAUUAACAUUAAAAAUUAAGAUGUUAAACAAGGCAAAAUUAAAGAUAUAACGCACAAUGAAUGAUUCUGGGUGAGUGGCCGAUCGACUCUGGCACAAUUUCAGUUACGAGUUAUUGUGAUUACUGCAUAAUUUGUACAUAAAAAGUGAAUUUGUAGCAAGUAUUGUUCUCAUUCGUUACUAUUUAGGCACAGUUACAUAACACUAUAGCAGAUACACCACUCUCAAAUGAAAACGGAACUUUCGCUUGACUAGUAAUUACUAGGUAAUCAACCAGUUGGUUAAAAUUUGAUUCCAAGAAUGUGCGUCAAUAUUCUGACAUUGGAUCGAAGAUGGCGUGAUAGUAAUAGGGACUGUGCGCGUUGGAGGGUCCGCCAUCUUGUGGUCUGAAUCGGAACCAUAAACAGGCACAUUUACACGUCAAGUGUUUUCUUGUGCAUAGUAGGUUCUGCCAUCUUGUGGGCUACAUCGGAACAAAAAACAUCACAUUUACGCCUCGCGCCAAAAAUCUGACGGCUCCUGUGCUGCCUCCUAUAGUUCAUGCACGCUCCCUAUAAUUCAAAACCGUGUUUCGUGGGGUGUGUCUGAUGUAGCAUUCUGUAAUAUGUGGUUUAGGAUUAAUAUGAUAUCGUUACGGCAAUAAUUUUAUUUAAAGUUGUUUGAUUGGUGCAAUCGAAAUCAUACCCUGUGUUCUAAAUAACUUAAGUAGUGUAUUCGUAUACGUGAUAUAAAACUGCCAUUUUUAUAUAAAAUAUUGUUCGUAUGUCGUUAUGAAUAUUAUAAAAUUUAUUUGUGACUCGUUUGUUUUUGUAAUUCUUUUUUGGAUGUCAAAUAUUGUUCUAACGUCAUUUACUGUACCUACGAAUAUUCCAAUUUCUACCAUCUUGAAAAAUCAUUAAUAUUGUAGAAGACCUAAUAUUGUAAUUCAUGAAAUAUCCUAUUGUAUUGGAAACGAUGUAAAUAUAACUAAGACUAUUCAUAUCUUAGAAAUGUAUUAAAGUGAUAUUGUUUGUUUCCCAGGGAAAUUCAUAAAUUCUACGAUAUCGCGUUAACUAUUAGUGAAAAUAAUGAAAAUAUUUAGCUAACUUAUUCAUUUAAAUGAUAACGCUGAAACAAAAACUAAAAUAUAAACCGUUUAUUACGCAGUAAAAUCUACAUGGAGCGUUAUUAUUUAGUUGAAAAUGCUAUUAUAAAUCCGAAUAUAAAUUUGAGAAUUUUAGAUAGAGAAUCAAAGAAAAUAUUACAAAGUUAUUAAGUACCUAUUUGAGUCAGAAAAUGAGUUUAAUAUUUUAAAGUUUUGAAACCUGCUUUAUUGUGCUUUUUUAUUUAUUUUAGUUUUAGUAUCCUAAAAAUAAGCUAGUGAAUUUAUUAAUUAAGGAAUUAUAGUGACAUGACACUGGAUUUAGAAAAUGUUUGUAUCGUCUUCCAUAAUGUAUGAAAAUUCCGGUUUGUUUUCCCUUCACCUGAACUAUAAUUUAAUAUAGAUAUCAUAUACUAAAGAAAAAAAGGUUUAUGAUGACUUCGUGCGCCCAAGGCAGAGAUCGUAUGAAAUGUCCAGCGAUCAAUUUCGUCAAUCGAAAAACUGUGGAAAACGGCGAAAUGCUAUGCUAUGCUUUUGAAAGGAGAAUGAUAGAAAUUGGUAAUCAACUGUUAAUGACCACGCGUUUAUAUCAUAUCCGCUUUUACGACACACGAUAUUGAGCGCUCGAAAUGUAAAAAUCGGCCCCCUGCGUCUAAGACAUUUUAACGUAGUUUAGGGAAAAGGACCCAUGCUUAAAUAAGUCAUUUGAAUACGUGACUUUUGUUUUUGACAGAAAGUUCAAAUUGAAUUGACAGGUUUCUUUUGAUUGGUUACUUUUUCCUGAAUUACGCCCAUUUACUUCUAGACCACUUGGUGUCCCUUUCAUGUAAUUUAGUAAUAAUAGCUAGGAAGUUUCUUCUUAAUUCUUUUUAUUAGAAAUAGACUGCCGAUAGUUCUCAAGUUAAAAGGUUCCGUGGAACUGGCCCCUGGGUCUCGAUCUCAUUGGUUCAAUGAGGUUAGAAAUGAAAUUGCAGUUUACGCACCUGAAGCUAUCUUCCAUUGACAAAUCUAAUAAUAAAAGCUAACAUGUUUUUUUUCAGGUCUCAAAUGGUAAAAAAGCGCAAUAAUAAAAGCGUAAUAAAUCCUCCUAGCUGCCUCCUAUCCUAGUCGGUCAACAAUGUGGUUGGCAUUUGUCAAAAGUUUGCAUAGAUGGCGCCAUAAUAGCUUUCUUUAGUUUUCCAAAAAUCCAUGUCAUAAAAUUCCAAAAAAAAAACGUGAAUUUGACACAAUUCUAGGGAUUGACAGGGUAAGCUAUGCUGGCGCCAUCUGUAAAAUACUUCUGCCUCCAUUGAUACUUUGGAUUGCCUUAUGGAAGGUAGAGGCAUAGAUUGCCUAUUCUCAUAAUGGCAGAUGUCAGUAAAUAACCUGUCAAAAUCAAUCAGCCUUUACUUUAUCUAUCACCCCAUUUAAACAACUGUUUAAUUGUCAGUACCCCUAGUGUAAUAAAAUUCGAUUUCCAAACGUGACGUACGCGUUUGCGUUUAGUCUCAUUUUGUAUUGGAUUUCGAAAGAGCGCGCCAAGCGGGACGUUUUGGAACCUCAAAAUCCUAUACAAAAUGAGACUUGACGCAAACGCGUUCGUCACGUUAUGAUGUCGAUCAAAGUUACACUAGGGGUACAGUUUUUACCUAAUUUCCUAAGUAUAUGAAAUCUAAAACCCAAAAUGUUUCAGGGUCAUUCUCCAAAAAUAUGUCUCCGGUCUAAUUGCCACAACCCAUACAAAAUCUAUGAAAACAGUCGUGGGAAUUAGACGCAACCGCAUACAUAUUCACAGAGAAUGACCUUUCACAGAGCGACAACACGGUUAUUAUAAUGGUAACUUUACAAAUCGACAUUAUAAUGCAAGAUAAGCCGCAUCAGGUUCAUCCUGGAUGACAAUAAUGAUGGAUAAUAGCUAAGCAGAGAUACCUAAUUUCACGUUCAAAACAUUGAUUACGAAGAGUUAAAUGAUGAUAAAUAAGAAGUUUUUGAAAUAAAUUAUUUAUUGCAUGA
Messenger RNA from Cydia pomonella (codling moth), 8515 nucleotides. RefSeq lists its product as uncharacterized. Bases 598 to 3867 code for a protein of 1089 amino acids. The transcript is spliced from 14 exons. Gene Ontology annotation, molecular function: protein binding. The record is from RefSeq and is a predicted model, not a curated record. Lineage: Eukaryota; Metazoa; Arthropoda; Insecta; Lepidoptera; Tortricidae. Gene Ontology annotation, cellular component: plasma membrane.